Molecule: messenger RNA, 4323 nt
Organism: Aplysia californica (California sea hare)
Lineage: Eukaryota; Metazoa; Mollusca; Gastropoda; Aplysiida; Aplysiidae
Exons: 11
Coding region: 51-3152 (1033 amino acids)
Molecular function (GO): protein binding
Source: RefSeq, a predicted model, not a curated record
UGACAACAGAUUAGAAGCCAGACUGAAAGAGGAAGUUGUUUGUGCCCACAAUGGCCUCCCACCCUGAUGCAAAGGAAGCUGUACCAGCAGGAGAGGACUCUGCGGUGUUUAAUGAGGAACCACUCCUUCGCCGCGACAGUCAGAAGGUUCGUCAAAAUCGCCAGCGCACAAAAGAAAGAACUCCCACAAGGGUGGUCAGUGACGUGUUUGCCUUCCUCAACCAGAAUCCCUCUGCAUAUCUGGAGGAUUUGAACAACGAGGAUGAGAGAGAGGAGUCUGGGUCGGUGAGUGCUGGGGACCCGAUGUACGCUAAUGUGAAACGAGGACUGAUAGAUGCCGUCGAUCAUGCUGAGGAGGACGGAGGCAGAGUCUUGUGUCCGGAGUUCAGUAGUGGAGGGCCAAACAACUUUAUGGGCGAGAGCCAUGAAAAGUUUGUGAAUGGGUUUCAGUCCAAAGAUUCUGGCUUUGCUUCUCUUGAGCGGCAAAUCUGUGACGAAGGGCCUGGUGCCUUGUACGAGAGUUAUAUAAAAAACGAGGAGAUGAUGAUGGACGACGCGGAGAAUGUUUACCUAGAACCUGCCGUGGGUGCAGCUGAUGUUUAUGACAAUGCCCGCCCACUCAGUGCAAGUGACAAUGAUACCAAUAUCUAUGACGACGUUGAUGUUUCUUUUUCGGCAGCUGGCUCUGGUUCCCACAAAGAACACUCCACUUCUACUGCCAACCUGUCGGAUUGUCAAGCAAAAUCCGGUGCUGCAGUUGACGUCUCCAGAGACGUUUGUGAUUCUGUCAAGCUGUCUAAGUCUAGUACAGGACGCGAAUCAAAUGUUUAUGAACCUGUAAAAUCAAAUGAGAAUUGUGAAUUAGAAAGCAGCAUGUCAAAGAAAGAGACAUGUGUUGCCACUGAAGAUAAAACAUCUGUUCAAAAUAAUGAUAUUCCUGGGUUAUCUGAAAGCACUGUUGCUCAAAGUGUUGAAGGGAAGGGCUCUCCUGAGUCUUCUGUCUCAAAAUUGGGGGAAUCGUGUUCAUAUCACGGUGGUACAGGCGACAAAAAAUGCGAAGAAAAUAGCGUCCAUUUUGUACCAACUAUAACAGCACAGUUUACACCUGUUGCUUGUAAAGAGAGUGUGCCACGGGCAGAAAAUGGUGGCGCCGAUGCCGGUUCGAGUCAAGUGUUUACCAUCAAUCUUGAUCAGGGUGGCGGGGCCGGGGCCAGCAGCGCGGCUGUGAAGCAAGACUCCCUGGACAGGCAGAGCUACGUGAACAUGUACACCUCCUGCGAUAUGGUGCAGUCCUGUGGGAUGUUCAGUAGCCGUGACGGUCAGGACCCUCGCAAGUCUUCCACGGAAGACGACGACGAGGAAGAGGAGGAGGAAGAGGAUGUUCCGUCCAGUGUUCACACUGUGGUUCCCGAGGGUCAGAAUGUGAGUGUGAUUUCCGUGACGAGUGAUGAGGUGUAUGACACGGUUACUGUUGAUAACGUUGACAGUGAGGGGAAGAGGAGCAUCACAAGUCCGUCGGAUACAGUUUCCGCAGCCGCUGAAUCUUGUCUCGAGGUUUCAUCGGGUACGGCAAAUAACAAUAAAAAGGAAGUAGUCCUCGCUUCCCUUUCUACCGACUCGCAGGCGGAAGACUGUCUGUCGGUAAAUUCUCAGUUCAUCGAAUCUACUUCUCCUGUUCUGGAUGGGUCGGGUUCUGACAAAGUAAGACGACGACGGAAACUGGAGAAGAACCCUUCGGCUGAGAUAGGGAGCGAUGACUCCUCGGAUGAAGAUGUUGGAAUCUACGCGGAGAGCUUCCGGCGGUCCAACUGGGUGCGUGUCAGCCAACACAACAAGCAGGAGCUGGCCAUGCCGGUGUCCGCCGUGUCGCGGGGCUCCCAGAGUUCCUCUCCAGCCUCGGCCUCUGCCUUCUCCGGCCUGGGCUCGGCGGGCGAGUCUGUCACUGACAGUGAUGGGGUGCUAGAGGACCAGGGGGGCAUGAGCCCCAACCUCAAAAAUGAAGACGUGUUCACAGAGCUGGCGAGCCCCGCCCGCCCCCUCCACCGCCGCUCGGACUCCGUCACCACCACGGCCUCGGAGAGUGAGUUCAAGCGUCAGUACGUGUCUCGCAGGAAGUGCCUCAUACAGCGGGCCGACAGCCAGCAGGAGUACCACCGUCUCUCCGCACGUGUCUACGAUCAGGACAAACUGGUGGUGGUGCAGAGGACGGGAGACAGUGAUGACCUUGGCCUUCACCUGCUGGACAGUCACCCGGCUUACAUCACGUCGGUUGACCCCGGAAGUGCCGCAGAAAAGGCCGGUAUCGUGGAAGGCCAGAUAUUGGUCUCGGUCAACGGCGACCUGGUUCUGACCUCCGACCACAGCGACAUUGUGAAACUCAUUCAGAACUCUCCCGGGAGCGUCCGACUGGGCGUGGCCAACAGCGACUUCCAGCCGGUGCGAGACCUGCAGGCGUCGGUCAUGACGGGGGCCAUGUACAAACUGGGCCACUCCUCCCUGGUGCGCAUGUGGAAGAAGAGAUACUUCAUUCUGCGCCAGGAUAACUGUCUCUACUACUACAAGAACGACCAGGAACACGACCCACUCGGGGCCAUCCCACUAGGCGGCUACACCAUCUCUCGGCACACAGACACCAGCAAACACUUCUGCUUCAAGGCGGAGAAGUAUGGAGCCAGGACCUACUACUUUAUGACCGACAACAGGGACCAGCUGACCGAGUGGGUUGGCGCUCUGACAGAGGCAGCUGCUAGAUCUAAGAAAAGGAAAGAGUCUUUCCUGAGUGUGAGUAGUCACAACGUGAGCCUGCCAGCCCUAGACGUCAGGCGACCCGAGUGCAGCGGCUCCCUCGGCAAACUCAGCCCCAGCCGGAGGUCGUGGCGACGUCGUUACUGUGUCCUCAAGGAUGCCUGUGUCUACUACUACAAGGACAUGAACUCUCUCAGUGCUCUUGGCGUGGCUCAUCUCCACGGCUAUAAGGUGGAUGCGGAGAAUCACCCCCGCAGGAAGUGCAGCUUCAGCCUCCAGCCCCCAGAGCCUAAGAUGAGGGUGUUUUUCUUCUCUGCAGAGAAUGAGACGGACAAGAAAAGGUGGGUGGAAGCUUUGAUACACAGCAUCCAGCGCUGGGUGAAGGUGGAGCGAGAGGUCGACUGCUGAGCUGACACGCGUGCAGAGAGAAGGAGAGAUGUGUAACACAACGACGACACACUGAGUUGAGUGUCAAUGGCAGUGGGAGAUGCACUGACGCUGUGACACGCACCAACAGGAGGAGUUUGCUACACACUUGACACAACGACGAAACACUGAGUGCGUGUCGAUCACCGUCGCAAGCGGAUUGGCGAGAUGAAGCGUGCACAGAAAGAAUGAAGAACACAAUGUACGAACACGCUGAGUUGAGAGUCGAUGACCACAAAGUUAGGAUGACUGCAGUCAUAUACAGAUGAGAUAGUGCCAUCUGAAAUCUUUCUUUCUUUCCACAUUUGAGGAUUACGACAAAUCUGAUUAGCCCAUUUCAGAGACAUCCAUGUUGUGACAUUGUAUUAUCUUCAGCUCUGCUUUUGAUGAAGGACAUAAAUACAACAUCCCCCCCCCCCUCCCCCACUUCUUCUGGAAAGAGUGGUGUAUAUUUAUUGCUAAUCUCAUUCCACAGCAGGUGUUAUCCGCUGUAUUUAUAUUGUUGACAGAGAAUACAUGCGGACUUCAUGCUAAAUCUUUUUUUUUUUUUCAAUUCAAGUCCUGGGUGUAGUUUUGUCUGUAAUUAUUCCAGUGCUGCUUGUUUGAUUAUGCAGCAGGUGUACUCUGGAUAUAUAACAUUUGGAAUCUUGGAGGUUGUGUUUAGAUUUAUCGACAUCUUGAAUGAGCAGGGGUGUAAAGUUUGGUAUUUUGACGGUUGUGUUUAGAAUAGAACAUCAUCUACAUCUUGAAUGACAGAGGGAUGAUGAUGAUGAUAAUGAUAAUGAUAAUAGAUUGCAUUUAUUUACUGCUCUGUACCAUUCAACUAAUUUGAUUAGCCCAUUGCAGAUAUGUAUGCUUCCGCUGAAGCAAAGAAUGUUUCUGAGUGUUCUCAGAGGGUCUGCUGGGGUUAUAAUAGUUGUAAAGCGUAUAGAGCAAGCUCUUGGGCAUGGAUAUGUGCUAUAUAAAUGCAAUUAUUAUUAUUAUUUAGCUCUGAGUGCUUUACUUCAUUGACAUGAUUACUCACACAUACCUUCUAAAGCACUGAAAAUAUGAUUUCAUUUGAACAGAAAAACCAGUUCAACCACAUCAUAUAUGGAAGAAUGUUCUCAGCCACACACACACACACACACACACACACACACACACACACACA